This is a messenger RNA of Boeremia exigua, 1734 nucleotides long. RefSeq lists its product as uncharacterized. Gene Ontology annotation, cellular component: nucleus. The coding region runs from base 91 to 1686 and encodes 531 amino acids. Gene Ontology annotation, biological process: positive regulation of transcription by RNA polymerase II. NCBI's taxonomy places the organism in Eukaryota, Fungi, Ascomycota, Dothideomycetes, Pleosporales, Didymellaceae. Gene Ontology annotation, molecular function: zinc ion binding; transcription cis-regulatory region binding; DNA-binding transcription factor activity, RNA polymerase II-specific. The record is from RefSeq and is a predicted model, not a curated record. The transcript is spliced from 7 exons.
ACUUAAUGGGCGGCGGUACUAGAAGCACAAUUAGAGCAUUGAAACGACCCUCGAUUCGAAAGGCAAGUUUGAGGAUCGAUCGCAUUAAUCAUGGGCAAAUACCGUUCCAGAAGCGGAUGUCUUACCUGCAGAGCCCGUCGUGUUAAAUGCGACGAAACGCGUCCUGUCUGCAACGCCUGCAGCAAGAAAAAUCGACCAUGUCAAUGGGAAACGCUCCAUACCAAAUUUAAGGAUUACCAGCCUUCGGAGAGAGCAUCCAGUAAAUCUACUACUGGCGAAGGUGACAGUGAGAAUAUGGAUAUAGAUGGGGCUGAUGACGAGGAAAGCCUGGGUAGUCGGCAUUCUCCUCCGCGGACGAAUGAAGCGCGAGGGAUUGGACGGGCCAUCGCUGCCUCCGCAAGUACGUCACGGUCAAUGAGCGAUCCAUCACCAGACGACUCGAUUGCCAUAAACACACCGGGCUCUCGAUCCCAGAGCGGAAUUUCUGUUGCCAGCCUACUACGGCAUCCUGUGCUGGAGGGUACUCGUCCGUACUCGGAAGAAGCCGUUCCACUCACACAGAGUGAAGCACAGCUCGUACAUCACUACUCAGAGUAUCUUGGCCGCUGGCUCGAUUGCACUGAUGCCACUCGGCAGUUUACAUUAGGAGUACCGGAGAAGGUCAAGUCUUGCCCUGUCCUCUGCCAUGCAGUCUUGUCAUUUGCAGCUCGUCACCAAAGAAAAGAUAAUGUUGCUGAUGCUGCCUACCAACGAUGCAUUGCCCUACUCAUAAACCGAUUGGAUGAGGCGAGUGCUAGCCACGAUGAAAUGUUGUUGUGCGCUAUAGUCAUCUUACGGUUUUAUGAACAACUCAAUGUACCUUCCACCACCGGCUCAGAUGCUGCACGGCAUCUAGCAGGCUCCUCUGCGAUAUUGCGUGCGUCUCAAGGUAAUCACUAUGUAGACCCUUCAGCGCCGACGCUGCGUGAAGCUUCCUUCUGGGUGUAUGUUCGGCAAUGUCUCUACACAGCGACAACCAACCAGCAACCACUUGACGUAGAUUUCUCACUACAGCUGCACCCAACGCCUGGCUCAAUGCAAGAUUCGCAUCCAUUGGCGCGCUUGCGGUUGGAAACUGCGUGGGCCAACCAGAUGACAUGGAAUACAGCCCUGAUUGUCAACUUUUGUUUCGAGACAAACCCUUCACGAGAUCGAAACAGCAGGCUCGCUCGAUGGCGUGAGCUCUGGGACCUCGUCCAAAGCUGGGGUAGGGACCGGCCUGAGGGCUUCAGUCCAAUUUGGCAAGGGCCAGCAGAAGAUAGCUGUUUUUCCCAUAUAUGGUUUACCGCUGAUUGGCAUGCGGUCGCGUUUGGAUUGUAUCACUUCGCCUGUCUCAUGCUUCACAGCUUCAAGCCGGGGCCGCGGUUCGCCAUCCGCAGUGUUGGAAGUCUCUCAAACACAGAUCACCAAAUCUUGGAGCAUGCACGUGCAAUUUGUGGCGCAUGCAAGAGUACACCUGAGACUGUGCAGCUCUCGAUAACCCUGUGUCACACUAUCUUUGUUUGGGGACCGCUAGUGACAGAUCCAAAGGAACGAGACGAAGUCCUACAGCUCCUGUUAGAUUUUGAGAGAUCUCAUGUUUGGCCAACUGCUUGGAUCAGCAAUGCCUUGAAAGAGGAAUGGGGGUUGGACCAGGAUUCGUGUUGAUGAAUCAGGAGGAGCGUAAUUUCAAACAAUACCCUAGAUAUAACAUUC